This is a messenger RNA of Staurois parvus, 311 nucleotides long. Lineage: Eukaryota; Metazoa; Chordata; Amphibia; Anura; Ranidae. The record is from the annotation of a GenBank genome assembly.
AAAUGUAAUUUGCUUUUAACAUUCGAUUUUAAAAUGAACAGACUUUACCAAAUGAAAACCACAUUCAAUGUUAGAAAUUUGUUUGAGAAACAUUGUCCAUCCUGCUCCUUGGAAUUUGUGCAGGGGCGGACUGACCAUUUGGAAACUCAGGCACUGCCUGAGGGCCCGGGGUCAGUAGGGGGCCCAUGAGAUGCCCCUGGUACCUUUUUCAUAGGCUUUUUUGAGUAUGGGCAAGGACACAGGGGCCCCAUGAUCCCCUAUUGCCCGGGGGCCCCAUGAGUUGUCAGUCCGCCCCUGUUACUGUGUUUAAU